AUGAUCGAGGAGCUCGAGCAUCGGGUCGCAAGGCUUUAUGAGCAGGGCGAUCCUCGCUGGUCGUGCCUCCUGGCGGAUUGGCUGAUCAUGGCCGGUUGUGUGCGCCACAAGCACCUGGAGCGGUCGUUUCCCGUCUGCGUUACGCAGUCAACUGCCCACAUGUGGUGUGGCCGAGGCAAGCAGGCUCAUUCCAGAUCGGGCUUCCGUUGGUCAGUGCCAGCACACUUCACUGAAGGCUUUGCGUGGGCGGAGGCCUGGGUGGAGUUUUACGGCUCCUUGUCGGCGGCGGCGCGGAAGCACUGUGGCUUGUGCUUUGACCCAGCCGGCCGGCCUUGGCAGCUGCGCCAGGUCACGAUGCUGACGCAGGAAGUCUUCAGCGGGAUGGAGCCGCCGGUCACUACCUACUCAUGGCGGAGGGUGGCGCCGUCUGUGGGUACGCUGCUCCAGUUGGAUGAGCUGAGCAUGCUGGCGCUGGGUGAUUGGCAGGAUAAGGGCAAGAUACGUGAGACCGGUGCGGCGAUGCCUUUGCACUAUAGUGGCACUCGUUAUGCUGCCAGUGUGCGGGUGAAGCACCUUGUACUCUCGGCCACGGCUCGGUGCCUGUCCUUCGACACCUGGUCAGAGGUGCCUCCAGGCCGCCUCAAUGCCGCUGAUCCAGGCCUGCGCGAAGAGGUCGGCGAGAAAGUGCGCCUCCAUGCUACAUUGGGGUCAACGGGCGAGUGUGCUCCGCUUUCCUUCGCAAUGGUGUGCGCCUUUGCCCGGCUUUUCAGUCCCAAGCCUGUCGGGCGACCAAUUGCGCGCUGGCUCACCAGUGUGCGGCCGUUCUUCGGUCAGGGCGGUCUGCGGUGCCACGACCGUCGCUUGGUCAAGCCGGGUGAUGUACCACCGGCCAUUACAGUGGCUCAAGAGGCUGCGGCGGGAGCGACCCGCCCACCUCUGCCUCGUGUUCGGCCGCCUCCUUUGCCCGUGGUGUCCACUGAGGAGGAUGAAACCGUGGAGGUCGAGGUAGAAGUGGAGGAACCGGCAGCCACACGCCCUAAGGCGAAGCCGAAGCAGAAGGCUAUGCCCAAGAAGCGCCGAGCUGUGCCCAAGGAGGAGCCUCGCCCACGGGUUCAGCUCAAGCCUCGUGCUCUCCGCCAGAGCCUUCGUUGCCAGCAACAGGGCCACCGGCGAUGCCUGCCACAACGUGGGCAACCGCCCGAGGAGGGUCGAGCCAGCCUCUUCAUCAUCCGAGCCGGCGCCUCGCCUGGUGGCUUCCUGGGUGGACAGGCCAAGGUCGUCCGGCUGCAGGGAAGGGGCCACUGCAGACGCGGGUCGUGGCCGCGGUCAGAAGAGGCCGCGUGA
Messenger RNA from Symbiodinium sp. CCMP2456, 1344 nucleotides. The record is from the annotation of a GenBank genome assembly. NCBI's taxonomy places the organism in Eukaryota, Dinophyceae, Suessiales, Symbiodiniaceae.